Rhizopus microsporus ATCC 52813 is the source of this 1136-nucleotide messenger RNA. RefSeq lists its product as uncharacterized. The coding region runs from base 36 to 980 and encodes 314 amino acids. The record is from RefSeq and is a predicted model, not a curated record. Lineage: Eukaryota; Fungi; Mucoromycota; Mucoromycetes; Mucorales; Rhizopodaceae. The transcript is spliced from 2 exons.
UUUUUUUUUUUUUUUUUGUGCGUGUGUGAUUAAUUAUGGCUUCAGAGUCACCUAUUGCUCAGGUGCCUGAACCAGAAGAUGGUAGUACUUUAAACAACGAAGAAGUCAUUUAUCAAGCCCAACCACAAUUAUCCCAAGAUGACUUUGAUGACUUUGACAAUCACGACGCCAUUCCGCAAAAGUUAAAACUCGACUUGAGAGGAACUCGUAUGGAACUAGACCGAGAAAUAUUGAUCAAUUUACCAGAGAGCCUCUUGAUUGCCAUGUUUCCAAAUGGCCUUGUAUUAGCACGACCACCUGAGGAAUAUAACGAUGAAGACGAAGAUUAUGAUGGUCUCUCUAAUCACUCAUUAGGUGUAGAUGAGCAGGUUCAUGUCGUCGACUUUGAUCCAGCUAGUUUGAAUUUCGUCUUAAAGUUUUAUUCCUAUGCAGCCAAAGUCCGAGACGAGAAUCAACAGGACGCUGAUCUUCAACGUUUGUUGACGACCUCUGCAGCCACUUCACCAGUUUAUUACACACUCUUGACGAAGCAGCCUAUCAUUGUAUUACGUGAAGAACUCGAGUACUUUUGUCUUCCAACCCAAAAGAAGCAAGAUAUCAAACAUCUCAAGUUGGAAGCAGGUCAAUACUUGAAAAAGCAUGACCACAUCUUUGACGCUUUGCAGAAGAAUAUUUCGAGAGAAAAUAAUAUCGCAGAGCAACAUUUGAUCGACAUGUUGUGUGAUGCUGGUUUCCAAAGAGACGACCGAUGGGGGUACCGUGAAAUCGAGCCAAUGCGAACAAUCAUUGUUAGUAUGGCACUGGUCUUAUUGAAGACAAUUGGUCCAGAUAAUCAUAUGGCUACUGCUCAAAAACUCUUUUUGUUUUGGAGGAAGCCUGCGAGAAAGUGCUGGUGGGAUGGUAUUUCAAUCGAAUUAAAAGGAGAACCCAUUCGACUAUGGGCAAGAAGAACUUGGACAUUAGAACUUGCAUUAGUUUAACAUCCCUCUAUUUUAUCUUAUUCUUUACUAAUACUUUAUUCCUUGUACCUUUAUUGUUUGAUGUAUACCAAAAUCAUUUAAAUAGUAUUCUUUAUAUUUCCUCCUUCUUCUUCUUCAUCCCAUUUUUUCUAUCACAAUAAUUGUUUUUAUAUAAAG